AUGGCGAAUGGACCAAACUCACAGAGAGCUGGAGUCCGAAAGCGCAGAAGCCAAGAGGUUGGAAGCCAUGACCUGCGGCCUGAAGGGCCUGAAGUCAGCGCAGACUUUGGGCAGGAAGUGGCAGAGCUCCAAGCAGCCAUUGCGAAGGAGGAGUGGCUGUUGGAACGUGCAGAAGACGAGUUAGCGGCCGCCGUGGGAGAAAGAGCUUCUUUGCGAUCUACGGUCGAGGCUGCUGAGGCUCGCGUGCCUUUCCCGGAAAAUCCUGCGAAGGCCCUGGCGGCUGAAAUGCGCAGGGCCUUGGAAGAAAUGGCCGCAGAGUCCUUCAGACAAGCCGAGGCCUUGCAAGCCCACGCUGAGCAACGCCUUGAGGAUGCUUGCCACCGCACUGCUGCCGUGGCCACCAAGGUAAGCCGCGCGCGUGCUCACCGCGCUUGGGAUAGAGAGGUGAUUGCCCUCUUGGAUGCCCUGAAAGAGGCGGAAAGCAUCACUCAUCAGCAGCUGCAGCUUGUGGGUUCAUCUCAAGCAGCUCGUGAGGUGGCGGCAUUGCGCCAUCGUGUGAGCAGGGAGCUCCACGCAAGCUUCUCGCAGGCAUUUCGGCAGUGA
This is a messenger RNA of Symbiodinium sp. CCMP2456, 603 nucleotides long. The record is from the annotation of a GenBank genome assembly. Lineage: Eukaryota; Dinophyceae; Suessiales; Symbiodiniaceae.